Hymenoscyphus albidus is the source of this 456-nucleotide messenger RNA. The record is from the annotation of a GenBank genome assembly. Lineage: Eukaryota; Fungi; Ascomycota; Leotiomycetes; Helotiales; Helotiaceae.
AUGGGAGCCAAAAAGAUCCUCUUCCUCAAUGGGCCAAACCUCAAUCUCCUCGGCACGCGUGAGCCACACAUUUAUGGCGCAACAACGCUUUCCGAUGUCGAGCAAGCGGCUGUCGCUCAAGCCGCCUCGUCUGGAGCAUCCCUCGCAUUCUUCCAAACCAACCACGAAGGGAUUCUUAUCGACCGAAUACACAAAGCUCAAGAAGAGGACGUGGAUGCGAUUGUCAUCAACCCCGCGGCAUUUACGCAUCAGAGUGUGGCGUUGAGGGACGCUUUGCUAGGCGUGGAUAUACCGUUUGUGGAAAUACAUGUGAGCAAUGUGCACAGGAGGGAGGAAUGGAGGUCCAAGAGCUACUUUAGUGACAAGGCGGAAGCCGUUAUCUGUGGACUGGGUGUUUUUGGAUACAAGGCUGCUAUUGAGUUUUGCUUGGAGCAUAUGAAGACGAAGGAGAAGUGA